This is a messenger RNA of Epinephelus fuscoguttatus (brown-marbled grouper), 3060 nucleotides long. RefSeq names its product serine incorporator 2, like (gene serinc2l). NCBI's taxonomy places the organism in Eukaryota, Metazoa, Chordata, Actinopteri, Perciformes, Serranidae. The record is from RefSeq and is a predicted model, not a curated record. Gene Ontology annotation, cellular component: membrane. The coding region runs from base 76 to 1443 and encodes 455 amino acids. The transcript is spliced from 10 exons.
UAACUUCCGACUGUUUGUUUUCUACAGGAAGGGAAGCGAAGGAGACAGGAUUAAUUUCGGGAUUUAAAUGUCAAAAUGGGGGCUUGUCUGGCAUUGUGCUCUUUAGCAAGUUGUGCCUCCUGUCUGUGUGGCUCAGCACCAUGCCUCCUGUGUGGCUGCUGUCCCUCCACCAACAACUCCACCAUCACACGGCUGGUUUUCUCCUUCUUUUUGCUGCUGGGGACCAUGGUGUCUGUCAUCAUGAUCCUUCCAGGAAUGGAGACACAGCUUCGGAAAAUCCCAGGAUUUUGCCAAGGAGGAAGUUCCAUACCUGGUUUUGAAAACAAGGUUAACUGUGAUGUCAUCGUGGGCUAUAAGUCUGUGUACCGCAUGUGCUUCGCCAUGACCUGCUUCUUCUUUCUGUUCUGCGCCAUCAUGAUUCGUGUCCGUAGCAGCAAAGACCCACGUGCAGCUCUUCAAAAUGGGUUCUGGUUCUUUAAAUUUCUGAUCCUGAUUGGGAUUACAGUGGGCGCUUUUUUUAUCCCUGACGGAACAUUUCAUACUGUGUGGUUUUACUUCGGAGUAGUGGGGUCCUUCAUCUUCAUUCUAAUCCAACUCAUUCUUCUCAUCGACUUUGCCCACUCCUGGAACAAGGUGUGGGUAGAAAAUGCUGAAAAUGGUGACAACAAAUGCUGGUUUGCAGGUCUCCUGUCUUUUACCAUCCUCCACUAUGCACUGGCUAUCACUGCUGUGGUGCUUUUCUACAUUUACUACACACAGCCUAACGACUGCACGGAGCACAAGGUCUUCAUUAGCCUCAACCUGAUCUUCUGCAUCAUCAUCUCAGUUGUUUCCAUCCUGCCCAAGAUACAGGAAGCUCAGCCACACUCUGGUUUGCUCCAGGCUUCACUCAUCUCCCUUUACACCAUGUAUGUCACAUGGUCUGCAAUGACCAACAAUCCAAAUCGAAAGUGUAACCCCAGCCUGUUGAGUCUCGUGUCAAACGUCAGCGCCACUGAACCACCUGGUGAGGGCAGCCACGGACAGGUGCAGUGGUGGGACGCUCAGGGCAUUGUUGGUUUGAUCAUCUUUCUCUUCUGCACUCUCUAUGCCAGUAUCCGUUCGUCCAGUAACACCCAGGUAAACAAGCUGAUGCAGACAGAGGAGGGCAGUGGGUCAGGUGGAGAGGGUGUGGUGGGAGAGGAUGGCAUACGCAGGGCCGUGGACAACGAGGAGGAGAAAGUCUCUUACAGCUACUCCUUUUUUCACUUCCACCUCUGUCUGGCCUCGCUGUACAUCAUGAUGACUCUCACCAACUGGUACCAACCGGACACCACCACUCAGGCCAUGCAGAGCCGUAUGCCAGCCGUGUGGGUGAAGAUGAGCUCCAGCUGGCUGGGUCUUGGCCUCUACCUCUGGACUCUCAUCGCCCCUCUCAUCUUCCCUGACAGGGAUUUCAGCUGAGUACUCCUCGUCUCUCAGCUGUAUUUUGGUUAUGUUUUCUUGCCGAGUGUAAUAGGCACAGUGAAGGACGCUGUGAAGGAAAUGGUAAGGAUGUCAUAAAGGAAAUAUGCUUAAUUUCUUUUUAUUCCUUUUUCAAUUAAUUGCCUCUGCUGUUAUGUGCUUGUGUUGUUUUACUACUCUCUCAGUAUGAUUAGUGUGUUAGUCACUGCAGGUAUUAAAAAGUGUAAGUGGAUAUUUUUUUAGUUAGCCUGAUUGAUGGUGGUUUUAGCUACAAGAAGUUAUUUUCUUUGCCAGUGUCUCACCUUCAUAGGCAACUCCCUACCUUCGGCCUGAUGUAGUCUGAGCUAUCACAAAGACUCAACAACAAGGCACUUUCUCAAUACCUCAGACAUUUCAGUAACAGAUUCCCUUUUAAGGGCCUGUGAGAUCUGACCUCUGAUUGGCCAGGUCUGGAAUCCCUGAUUAGCUGGACGCUUUUAGCGCUGGGGGCGACGAGGAGAACCCUCCGCGGGAGCCCCAGAGAGAGUCGAGUGUGAGAGUUAGAUAAGACUAAUAUGACACACCCUACAGAUCAUAACAGGGCUUCCCUUUUGCUACUGGGCCAUAUGCAAAUUUACGUCAUCACACCUUGAGCCAGAGAGUCCUAAUAGACCACAAGUCUAAUCUCAGCUCUUCCUCGUCCGCUCCAACAUAGGGCCAUUUAUCUCUGGUGCUACGCCUUUCCAUGUCUGACUGUGUUUGGCCUUGUACAGCCACGGGCAACAAUCUGUACCUGUAUAGCAGCGUGCUUGCAGCAGGGAGACAUGUAUUGAUCCAUAGCAGUCAGCAUCAUGUGCAGCGGUACGGUCCAGGAGGUGAUGGCGGGAACUCCACACUGCCUGUGCUCUCAUAAAUGCUGGUAUUUCCCAAAUGUUGCAGGGCAUGUUGUUCAGUUGAGGAAAAAAGGGAUAUUUUAUUGUUGCAGUGUACAAAACAAUAAGGAAAUUUCCGAAGUGAUAAAUUGCUGUUAAACGGUAUCGACUUUCAUAGUAUGUUGAUGGUUGUGACGGUGGUACGAUAAUUUUAUGCAUUAUAUGGUAUUUACCUCAAUUUCAAUAUGAAUGGAAUAAGUUAUAAUAAUACCAGUAUGUUUUGUACUUGUAAAUGUUUUUGGUACAAUCCUGAAAAUAAUAUUUGUCUAUGUUAUGUUCUGAAACAUUUCAGUGCCCGCACAUAUGAAUCCAAUUUCCUGUUACUCUGGCUGUACAUGAGUAGUGAAUGGAGUUUUUCAAAGUGUUCGAUAAAUUCAAUCUCUCUUUUUUUUUGGGUAUUAAUUUUCUUUAUUAAACAUGUCAAAUGUAUUGUAUGUUUCACUGUUAACACCAAACUUGGGAGAUUAUUUAGGCAGAAUUGCCAAUGUUGGGUCAUAACGUAAUAUUUUAAAACACUAUUAAGUGCCUUUUUGUAGUCCUGCGUUUCAAACAGAGUCAAACACUAAUGCUGACGUGUGCUUGUUAUGCCUUGCCUUACAUUGUGGUGAGUCAGUCAUUGCAUGCCAAGAAGGCAUAGGCCUAUGACAUGAAUUAAUAUUGUAAUGUAUAAACACUGUUUUUAAUAAAGAUGGGGAAUUAUAGAUCA